CUCAGCAUUAUUAGAAUAUUGUCAUGAUAGGCGAUAGACGUGUUUUUCAUUUUGCAAAACGUCCAGCUGAUAUAAUGUAGCUCGAUGCAUUAAGUUGUUCCAUGGAGAUUCGUUGACGCGCCCUAGGUCGUAUUGUCCAUAGUGCACUGAUAGAUGUUUAACCGCACACUUUAUAGAUAGGUUUGAAGAAACGAUAAAGAUAUUGAUUUAAAAUAAUAACGCGAUUAAUACUUAUUAUCAUUAAUAAAUUAUCAUGGUCCACGCGUCGCGAAAAUAUUGCCAAUGUUUCGUUUUACUAUAUGUUAUCGUGUUACAAACACAAGCCGCAGUCGCUACGAAUGGAGACGAAUGUUGGUGGACCGGGUGCCAGCCGAGAACGUGGGCCGUUGUCGGAUGCGCUCAGUACAAUCGAACGCAGCUAAACGUCAAAGAAUGCGUCGGCGGUUCGGAGUAUUACUGCUGCACACCGGAUCACCGCGUCGUGCCUUCUGCCAAUGAUUGUUGGUGGACGGGAUGUCAACCGAACAGUUGGGCGGUCAAAGGCUGCGACAGUUACAACAGGACGGAAAAGAACAGAAUGGCGUGCGAGUGGGACGGGUUUAGAUACGAAUGCUGUGCUCGUCUGGAAACCGCUGUUCCCAACACCCACGCCGUUCCGGACACCCACGUCGUUCCGGACACCUACGCCGUUCCGGACGCCCAUCCGGACGAAAACUGUUGGUGGACGGGUUGUCAGCCGAACAGCUGGGCGGUCAAGGGCUGCGACCAUUACAACAGGACGGAAAAGAACAGGAUGGCGUGCGAGUGGGACGGGUUUAGAUACGAAUGUUGUGCUCGUCCUGAAACCACCGAUCCGGACAUCGACAUUCGCUCCAAUUUUAACGACAAUUGUUGGUGGUCAGAGUGUCAACCGACAGACAAGAGCGAUCGCGGAUGUCCACCGAACGCUGUUCGAACAGGUUUUCACCCCUGUCCCGGCGGUGAUCUGUUGCAGUGUUGUUGGAAAAACAUUUCCACCGAUGGCAAUAUGUAGUAGACUAUAAUAAGUUAUGCUUCAAUAUAAAAUUAUAUUAUAAGUAAAAGUAUAUAGAAUUUAAUAAACCAAAAACUCAUGGAUAAAGUGUGAACGCACUUCAUGCGCUCGAAAUAUGUAAAAUUAUGUAAAACGAACUUAGUAUAAUUAAUUCAUAAAUAAAUGUAUGGAGUAUUAAAGAUACCU
Molecule: messenger RNA, 1219 nt
Organism: Melanaphis sacchari
Lineage: Eukaryota; Metazoa; Arthropoda; Insecta; Hemiptera; Aphididae
Exons: 3
Coding region: 254-1033 (259 amino acids)
Source: RefSeq, a predicted model, not a curated record